CCUGUCUGUGGACUGCAGUCCGCUCCAGCCCGGCUGAGACGCCCCGCUGCAACCCUUCAGCCCGUCCGCUUCGGUUCUGCUCGCAGCCAUGGGCGCCAGAGCAGCAGCUGCCGCCGUCACGGCGAUGCUGGUGAUGAUGGUCCACGCCGACGUGAAGCCACAGAGAGAUUUCAACCUGCAGAGGUUCGCAGGGAAAUGGUACCGCGUGGGCAUCGCCUACGACUCCCCGCGCUUCGCCCCCUUCAGGGACCAUGUGAAGAUCUCCAUGGGAACCGUGGCAGCGCUGGCCAACGGCAACGCUAACCUCACGAUGUGGGACGCCACACCCAUAGGUUGCCUGAAGAAGCUGUACCAGUACGAGAAGACCAACAUAUCUGGACAGUUCACCUACUUCAGCACCACCCAUAACAUGGUGAAGGACAUCACGGUGGUGGAGACCAACUACACCGACUACGCCGUGGUCCUCAAACACAAGGUGUUCAACAGGGAGUACACGCAGGUGGCGCUCUACGGCCGCACUCAGAAGCUGAGGAAUGACGUGGUCCAGAAGUUCAAGGCCUUUGCUCUGUCCUGGGGCCUGUCCAGAGAGUCCAUUCUGACCCCUCCUCCAGCAGAGAACUGCCCGCCAGCAGCAUCCGCAUCCGCAUCCGCAUCCAGCCAAUAGGUGGGAACGCUCCAGCACUGACUGAGCCGAGCUUCAGACUCGGACAGAGCGUGUAAUAAAACCCUGUGAACUGGUUUCCCUCCCGUUUCCCAGAUGCUCCCGUGACCGUGACUUUUACUUACUAGGAAGAAGCCUGAAGAGUCGCCGUCGUCAUCGAUCCGGCUGCAAAUACAACAAAUAGGAAGUAAAACGUGUGAACCGUGCUGUUCGUAUGUAGUGGUUUAGUAUAUUUUCAUACUCAUGGCCUCAUGACAAAACUAAAUAAUAAAAAUAAUGUUUCUGGA
Betta splendens (Siamese fighting fish) is the source of this 948-nucleotide messenger RNA. RefSeq names its product prostaglandin D2 synthase a (gene ptgdsa). Gene Ontology annotation, molecular function: serine-type endopeptidase inhibitor activity. The coding region runs from base 89 to 664 and encodes 191 amino acids. The record is from RefSeq and is a predicted model, not a curated record. Gene Ontology annotation, cellular component: cell surface; plasma membrane. The transcript has 6 exons. Lineage: Eukaryota; Metazoa; Chordata; Actinopteri; Anabantiformes; Osphronemidae.